Drosophila hydei is the source of this 2118-nucleotide messenger RNA. RefSeq lists its product as uncharacterized. NCBI's taxonomy places the organism in Eukaryota, Metazoa, Arthropoda, Insecta, Diptera, Drosophilidae. The transcript has 6 exons. Gene Ontology annotation, cellular component: presynaptic membrane. Bases 691 to 2091 code for a protein of 466 amino acids. The record is from RefSeq and is a predicted model, not a curated record. Gene Ontology annotation, biological process: neuron-neuron synaptic transmission; clustering of voltage-gated calcium channels; neuromuscular synaptic transmission.
ACGAGUGCGAAUCUGGGUACGCGAUACGCGGUCUGACGACCCUAACUCAGUUCAAAAGCGUAACUCAGAACAAACGCAGUUCUGUUUUUGCUGCCAUUGACGACUGACGAAAGUGACCUCCGUGCUGGAUGCUGUCGCGUCCAAGUGUCAAAAGCUCGCGUUGCUCAAAAAAAUAUAUCUCGAAGUUCAAAUAACCGCACAAAUAAACUAGAUUGCAGCUGUGACACUGUGUUCGCCGGAGACGCCACCACAGCAAAACUAAUGCUAAUUUGAAACGGCCGACAAACAUCGACAGACAGACGAGCAGAGCGUUUGUCUACGGUUGAUGCGGAUUAUACAAUCAAGAUAGACAACUGGGGAACAGCGAUUGACGAACAGCCAGCCUGACUGUUAGUUAACUAGUAUAAUAAUUAUCAGUGCUGGAUUAUUAUCAGUGCAACGGUGCAGCGCAGCGAUAAGGAGAAAGAGGAAGAGCCCACUAAGCUACUAUAGCUGGCAAAUCAACACAAUGUCAGCGUUUGCACAUCGCCAAAGCCGAAGCCACUGCAAAAACAGUAUUCGAACGCAGAUGAACAGUUGAGAGGCGGCCAGAGCGCAAGUGCAUCUAAGCAAGGAGAAAGUCGAACAACCCAAAAGCAGAUCAGAGAUACGUAAAUUAGCCGACCAAGAGAGCUUGGAGGAAGCCGACAAAUGACGGAACAGGAACACAAAAUGCUGCCCACGGACAAAUGCAUAACGGCAACAUCGACGCCAAUUAUCAUUGGCAGCACCAAGUCUCCGGGGCCAGAGCAGCAUACACAUACACAGUUGCAUCCGCCGCAGCAUCCACCGCUACAACAACAGCACGGCCAUCCGCAUUUAAACAUGCAUCACACCUGCAGCCACACGGUGCACAGCCAAAAGUAUUCAGCUGAGACGCCGCGACGAAACCUUCACGAGCUGCUGCUGGAACUGUUGGAUGUGCUGUUAUCCUGCCUAGUCGUAGCGCCGUGCGUAAUUGCCUAUUGGCGCGGCACCUGGGAGCUGAUGGGCGUGCUGCUCUUUCCCAGCAGCUUGCCCUUGUCGGCGCUGGCCUCGUUUGCCAUCGGUGGGCUGGGACACUUCAUUUUCACCAUUACGCAGAGCUUCUUCAAGGAUCACAUACAUCCUGACAAGCGACGGCUGACCUACUAUGCCAUCUCGCGUCUCUACACCGCCGUCUUCGGUGUCGUCUGCGUGAACAUGUGGCGCGGUGCCUGGAUGAUCUGCGAUUGGUUAACCAGCAUCGAUUCCCUGGCCAUCAUCUCCGUGGUUACUCUCGUGGCGCUGCUCUUCCUGGUUGGCACGCGCACGCUGCGCAACCUGGGAGCGGCGCCCUACACCGUGACCAUGGAUCACAAGAGUGAUUACUUUGAGGUGGACACCAUGUUCAAAAUACCGGGCUUCAAUCAACCCGGCCUGUACGUCCUGGACACAUUAUUCUCGGUGUUUGUCAUUGGCAGCCUCGUGGUCAUCGCUUGGCGCGGAGUUUGGGGCAUCUUUGAUUUGACUCUCUUCCCGCGAGAUAAGGCAAAGUCCGCCUGGGGAUCUCUGCUAAUUGGUUACCUAACGGUCUUUGUUACCUUCGUCAUACAACCGCUGAUGCGCUACGUUUGCCGUCGAAUUAGUGGACUAUUGAAAAUAAUCAUAUGCGAUAUUUACUAUCUGAUGACAUUUUUUGGCGCUGUAAAUGCUUGGCGUGGCAUUUGGAACUUGCUCGAUGUUUACCUGUAUCCAGACGAUCGUCUAUUGAGCUUCUGGAUCACGCACAUCGUCCCUUUUCUACUGCUGGCCGCACUCAAGUGCUCCAAUUCGAUUCUGGUGCGCGGUGUAUUCAUUGACGCCGAGGGCUCAGGUGCCGAUGCCGUUCACCUGCCCAUCAACUAUGUUCGCUUGCAUUUUCUGCGCGAACGCCGCAAAAAGGUUGCCUCUGAGCAAUAUUUGCAUUUGGACUCGCCGCUCUACUACUUGAAAGCGGAUCAUGCGACACUUGGCAAACAUCUGGAGAAGGACAAGGAAGCACAGCACAGUCUGAUUGAGAAACCACACACCCCCGCAGCCCAGAUCAUAUAGAAAAGGAUUAGCUUUUACAUAUAUACA